AUGCAGAAACUCAAGGCCAGGAGGCAAAGUCUCUUCCCCAACUACAAGGUGGGAUGUCCCACUCCAGCACCGAAAGACCCAGGGGAGGACAUCGACCUCCCUCUGGUCGGCAACACCUGGCUGAAGCCAUGGAACUCCAUGACUGAGCUGAGCAAAGGCAAGGGCAAAGACAUCUAUGACAUCUACGCCGAGUACGAGGACGAGGGACUAGACGAGGGAUUUGAUAAGAUUGGCGUCUCCCCCAUGAGGCAAUUGUCCCCAGCUAAAAAUUACAUGCUCAACAUCAACGUCGGCGGCAAGGUGUACAAGAUAUCCUACCGGGCCGCAGCCAAGUACCCCAAGACGAGAAUCGGCCGGCUGGCCACCUACACCGACCACAACAGGAAGUUGGAUCUGUGCGAUGACUACAUCUUUCAGAACAACGAGUUCUUCUUCGACCGGGACCCGGACAUGUUCAACAACAUCUUCAACUUCUACCGCACCGGCGUGCUGUGGAUCAAGGACGAACUGUGUCCCCGCAACUUCCUGGAGGAGAUCAAUUACUGGGGCGUGCGCAUCAAGAACACGCACCGCUGCUGCCGCAUCUCCUUCGAGGAGCGUCAGGACGAGCUCAACGAGCAGCUGAAGGUCCAGCGCGAGCUCCAGGCCGAGGUGGAGAUGGAGGAGAACGAGGAUCUGUUCAAGGAGAUGGCCUUUGGGAGCGCGCGCCAUGCCAUCUGGAACCUCAUGGAGAUGCCCUUCUCCUCGGUCACCGCCAAGCUCAUGGCCGUCGCCUCCAGCUUUUUUGUUCUCGUCUCCUUAGUGGCAAUGACGCUGAGCACUGUGGAGGAGAUGCAGUACACCAACCCGGCGGGCCAGCUGAGCGGCCACUCGCACGCAGAGUACGUGGAGACUUUCUGCAUAGGCUUCUUCACAAUGGAGUACCUGCUGCGCCUGGUCUCCACGCCGGACCUCAAACGUUUCGGACGCAGCGUGCUCAACGCAGUGGAUCUGAUCGCCAUCCUGCCGCUUUACCUGCAGAUGUUCCUGGAGUAUUUCGAGACGGAGGACCGGGUGCGCCAUGACGACAUCGAGACUGUGGGCCGCGUGGGGAAGCUCGGGCAGGUGCUCCGCAUCAUGAGGUUGAUGAGAAUUUUCCGAAUUCUGAAGCUGGCGCGCCACUCGACGGGGCUCAGGGCAUUUGGGUUUACUCUAAGACAGUGCUACCAGCAGGUGGGCUGCCUCUUCCUCUUCAUUGCGAUGGGUAUCUUCACUUUCUCGGCCAUGGUGUACACCGUGGAGCACGAUAUGCCCCAGACCAACUUCACCAGCAUACCUGCUGCCUGGUGGUGGGCCGCGGUGAGCAUCUCUACCGUGGGCUACGGCGACGUUUUCCCAGAGACCAUCCUGGGACGCAUCUUCGCCUUCAUCUGUAUCUCCUUCGGCAUCAUCCUGAACGGCAUGCCCAUCUCCAUCCUCUUCAACAAGUUCUCAGACUACUACGCCAAGCUCAAGUCCAACGAGUACACGUUGACUCAGAAGGUCCGGGGCAAGCUCCGGCUGGUCAAGAGGGCGGCUCAGAAGCUCUCGGACUGCUGUGAGGAUGCCAAGGGAGGACGGACUUACGCUCCGUUUGAGGACGAUUAUUUGAAUUCGGGAGUUGAGAAGUGCCGUCAUCACAUUCCCAGAUGAUGAACUGUACCAUUGCAUUGUAGGCUUGGGCAAAAAAUCUACGGGAAUCACAAAUCGACUUGGCAAGUCCAACCGAAAUCAAGACUAUAAACUUAGUGCAUACUCAUUUUGUACAAAUUGUUUACAAUGACGACAGAUUUUGCAACUGUUCAGGGUUUAUUGAGGCACUUAAUAUCAAAAAUGUAUGCGGGUCAAUUUAUAAGGUGCAGGUAUUUUAUAUUAAAUGGGGGUGGGAGGUUGAAUCGAUUUGAAUCGUGAAUCGAGUUUUUUGAAAAAAAUAUCUUUUUGUGAGGGAAAAUCAACAAGAUCUAUCUAUGUCUUUGUUUUAGUGUGUUUCGCAUGAAGAACUAUUCAUUUAUGGUACAAGAAAGAACUGUCUAUCUCAAACAUUAGUUAAAACAGUUUAAUUUUUCUUUUCAGAAAAAAAAAACACUGCAUGGAUUUAACUCUUAAUAUCAAAGACUGCUUUAGGAAGGCUUGUGUUUGAAGUAAAUCCUUUGAUGUUGGUCGAUGUUUUGAUGGAAUUAAUAUGGCAUU
Molecule: messenger RNA, 2208 nt
Organism: Engraulis encrasicolus (European anchovy)
Lineage: Eukaryota; Metazoa; Chordata; Actinopteri; Clupeiformes; Engraulidae
Gene: kcnv2a
Product: potassium channel, subfamily V, member 2a
Exons: 2
Coding region: 1-1671 (556 amino acids)
Biological process (GO): protein homooligomerization; potassium ion transmembrane transport
Cellular component (GO): membrane; voltage-gated potassium channel complex
Molecular function (GO): voltage-gated potassium channel activity
Source: RefSeq, a predicted model, not a curated record